AUGGCAGGCCAGGACUUCAAAAAAUGGGAGAAGUUCUUCGAGAACCGCACCGUGGAGCGACACGCAGAACAGCUCCUCCCAUAUAUCAAAUCCGACUCCAAAAUCAUUGAUGUCGGCUGCGGUACUGGUUCCAUAACCUUGGACUUCGCGAGAAGAGCUCCUCAAGGUCACGUCGUUGGCAUCGACUAUAUCGAGAAGAGCAUCGCUACUGCCAAAUUCGCGGCUGAGCAAGCCGGUCUCAAGAAUAUCGAGUUCCUUGUCGGCAACGCAGAAGACCUGAGCCAGUACCAGGACAACACAUUCGAUAUCGCACACGGCCAUCAGGUUAUGCUGCACUUGCCGAACCCAGUAGCUUCGUUACAACACAUGCAUCGGAUUGUAAAGCCAGGUGGGCCCGUCGCCGUGCGCGAUCUGGCGACGUACGAGCAAUGCGAAUCGACAGCCUUGAUCACCGAAAACACACAAAAGUUUUGGGAAGGUUCCAGAGCACGAGGUGCAGAGGGUCUAGGUGCCGGCAAGGUUAACCACGUUUGGCUACAUGAAGCUGGGUUUGCCUGGAAGGAUAUUCGCAAGGGCGUAGUUGCAUUUGAACUUGACAUGGACCAAUAUCCCGCAUUGCUCGAAGGACAGCUCGGUUGGGCCAGGGACCGAGGCGAGACGGAAGAGUAUUUAAGCACAUUGAAGGAAGAGCUUGACACCUGGGCGGCGAAUCCAGCGGCCAGACUUGUCUGGAUGGUUGGCUGGGCUUUGGCGACCAAAGAGUAG
Molecule: messenger RNA, 765 nt
Organism: Zasmidium cellare ATCC 36951
Lineage: Eukaryota; Fungi; Ascomycota; Dothideomycetes; Mycosphaerellales; Mycosphaerellaceae
Exons: 4
Coding region: 1-765 (254 amino acids)
Source: RefSeq, a predicted model, not a curated record